CAGUGAGCGCUGAGACGCGGUUGUGAAAGGUUGUUCGCGUUGGCCUCUUCCUGCCGCAUCUCUGCGGCGAUUCUGUUAAGAGAUAUUGCCCAUCGCGGAUUUAACGCUGUAAAGAUCCAAUCGAAAUAUUCCUAUCGGUAAAGGAAUUCCUUUUCGGACUUAUGCCAUAUGGCACAACUGAAUAUAUUCAACAAAAGUAAAGUGAUAAAACAAUAAUAAUGACUGAAAAAGACAGCAGUGGAAUAACCCUGAGAAGAAAAAUUAUUUCUCAUCGGAAAGUAAUGUAGACGGAUUUCUACACGUUUCUCAAUAAAAGAAAAAGAGAACAAAAGACAGUUAUUUACUACAAGUACCUUACGUCAAUAUUUACCAUGGAAUCUUCUGAAACGAUAUUAGUUUUUUACGGUUGUUUUGAAAGUGGUUGCAAAAAUUUUAUGUGAUCUGGAAAUUCGAAUUGUGAAAUAUCUUAUGACCACAGGCGCACAGCGAAUUCAAAAUAAGAAAAUAUGAUAGUAUUUAUUAUCUGAGCAUUGAAAUACAAGAGAAAUAUCAGAUUUACAACAGCGAAAUUUGUUUAAGUGUCAGCGGUUAGAAAAUGUGAAAUAACAAAUAUUGUGGUUAGCAGAACAGGAGACAGUAAUUUAAGAAUAAUAAGCUAUUUGAGGAGAGCGAUUUGUGCAGUGUGAUACAUUAAGGAACUUUCGGACUUUCUAGAAUACAAACUAACUCCAAAGGUAAGUGCGUUCCCGUUUGGCAGUCGGUGCGUCUUCGUGCCUGCAUACAGGGAAGCCACGGCAGUUCACGGGAUCAAACGCUGUUAGUCCAGUACCCCUGGACCUGGGCAUCGAUUUAUGCUAACACUGGAACCCGUCGCCCAUCUUGCCACGUGCCAGGCACACCUGCCAUUCGCGACAACCACGUGUCCUUAGUGCUUUUUGUAACUGACAUAUCGAAGUGAAAUAUUAAUUGCUUCUCUGUAUAAAGCUCAAGAAUCCCUUCAAAUCUUUGAAAGACAUGAUCACGAAAUUUUUUUGCCCGUUGUGAAAUUGACGAAUAAUACUAAAAGAAAUACCAGCAGCACAUGCUUAUAAAGAUGUCUAAUUCGGUUCCUUUCUAUUUGACUCUUGUGCAACUGAGCAUGUUACUGAUAUUCAUGGCACUCUUGGGCGGUGUAGGAGGUCGUCCUCCUGAGUGCCAGUGGAAACUCGAAAAUGCGGGUGUUACUGCAAGUGGUGGCGAACAGUUGAGCACUACUUGCCAUGUAAGAACACUAUCAACCAGCCUUUUGACAGAAAGUGGAGGAAAUGCAUCCUUACCAGCCCUUUCUCAAGCAACACACGUCACUGUUCUGACUUUGCACUGUGCCCGUCAAGUAGUAUUUGAGUCGGAAAUAACACCGGGAAUGUUUUCUGUAUUCCCCCGUCUGGAAGAUCUUCAAGUACUUGGCUGUAAAGUUACUGAACUCCCUCCUCAUGCAUUUGCAGGCUUGCCCUAUCUGCGAAGAUUCACACUUAAGGCACACCAUCAGGACUGGCCUGGGGCUGCAUUAGCCAUCCAUAGUGAUGCAUUUAACGACCUAACUCGUCUUGAAUAUCUCAACUUAGCCCACAAUGCAUUAUGGUCUUUGCCACAUGGUGUGUUAUGUAGUCUUCCAUCACUCAUAUCCCUCAAUCUCACACAUAACCGUCUGCAUCAUCUUCCUGACCUUGGACUGGGAGCAGUCAAACCAAAGAAUGAAGCAAGUGAUAUACCAAUAGAGUGUAAUUUACCCUUGCAUCACCUAGACCUUUCAUACAAUCAAAUUGCUGAGGUCCCUGAACAAGUAUUUACAAGUGCAAGUGAUCUAUAUACACUAUCCCUGAAACAUAAUAGGCUAGCACAUCUCUCUGACUGGGCUUUUGGAAGUUUAGCAUCAUUAAAGCUCCUUGACCUCUCUCAUAAUAGACUGGUAGCAAUCCCAAGGUCUGCAUUAGCUGAUUUACAGCAGCUACGGGAAUUACGUCUUGCUAAUAAUUCCUUAAGUGUACUUCCCCCAGCAGCAUUCAGCAAUUUAGGCCAGCUGUUAACACUUGAUCUAAGUCAUAAUCAGCUUACUUUAGGACCUAAUAAUAUGGAACCCUUCACAGGGCUUAUCCGUCUGGUUGUUCUUGAUAUUUCAUAUAAUCAUCUUGUUCAAUUAGGGCCAGACACAUUCAAAGAUCUGUAUUCUUUGCAAGUUCUAAGACUUAACAAUAACCAAUUAAAUCAUCUCGCUGAUGCUACUUUUUCAGGUCUCUCAAAUUUGUAUACCCUUACAUUAACUAACAAUAAGCUUUCAAUUUUAUCAGGAAAAGCACUUCAAGGGCUUGCUGUACUGACUCACUUAUCUCUUGAUUCAAAUGUACUUGAAGCUGUCCAUGAAAAUGCUUUGAAUAACUGUUCCUCACUACAUCACCUAAGUCUUUCUAAUAAUCAUUUACAAGACUUCCCCAUGGCCAUAAAAGGGGCACCUUUAUUAAAAACGCUUGAUUUAAGCUACAAUAAGAUCAGCUACCUGGAUGAAGGAUGUGGUCUAAAGCAUCUCCAGGAUCUUAAUUUAGCAAAUAAUGUCAUUACAAAUGUAAGCCGAUCAUUUUUGUCUGAAAUUCCCUCACUUGCAUUAUUAGACAUGUCAAACAAUGUUUUGACAGAUAUUGGUUAUGGAGCUCUAGAAGUAACACCAAAUCUGAAAGGUCUUAAUCUACAUCAUAAUUCUCUGGGUGAUAUCAAUGGUCUUGUUACAGUCUUACAAAAUCUUACAUGGCUUAAUGUUUCUCAUAACAGUAUAUUGUGGUUUGAUUAUGCAUUAAUCCCAAAGAAUCUGGAAUGGAUAGAUUUGAGUUACAAUUUAUUGGUCAAACUAGAAAAUUACUAUGGGGUUGAGAAAAAACUUGGCCUUAAGAUUCUAUAUGCUACCCAUAAUAAUUUGACUGAUAUAAGUGCUGCAGUUGUUCCAGAUAAAAUUGAAGAAGUACAUCUUGAAUAUAAUGCUAUAUCAUAUGUGGCUUCAAACACUUUCCUUGAUAAAACUAAUGUUACUCUUAUUGACUUGCGAAAUAAUCAUCUAACUAUACUGGAGGAGUCAGCAUUGAGACUCUCACCUCGUCAAACUCCACCCCCUUUACUUUUAUUGUCAAAUAAUCCUCUUGAAUGUGACUGUGGAGCAGAUUGGCUUCUAAGAGCAGCUGGAGCAGGAUUUGGAAAUUCAAUGAGUGGAGGAUCAAUUUUGCCACAUUUGGGAGAUGUGGGUGUUAUUCAGUGUCGUCUCCCAAGUCUUUGGCAUGGGGUGAUUGUGCCUCUAGUAUUUGUACAGCAACAACAGUUUUUAUGUACAUAUAGACGUCAUUGCUUUACACUCUGUCAUUGUUGUGAUUUUGACGCUUGUGACUGUGAACAAACCUGUCCGAGAAAUUGUACUUGCUACCAUGAUCACACAUGGACCCACAAUGUUGUAGACUGUAGUGGAGGUUGGACACAUAUGCCUUCAGGUGUACCUAUGGAUGUCACUGAGGCUUUUAUGGAUGGUAACAAUAUGGGAGCACUUACGUCACAUGCACUUAUUGGUCGUAAAAAUUUAAGGAUUUUACAUUUGAAUCAUUCUGAGAUCACUUCUAUACAAAACCGCACUUUUAAUGGUCUGAAAAACUUAGAAGUGUUACGUCUGGAUCAUAAUAAACUUGAAGUUCUUCAUGGAUUUGAGUUUGUUGAUUUACAUGGUCUCCGUGAACUAUACUUAAAUAACAACCACCUCAAACACCUUAGUAAUGUAUCUUUUUCUCCACUAAGGGCUAUAGAGCUUCUCCGUAUUGAUAAUAAUCUGUUAACUACAUUCCCUGUUUGGAAUCUUGCUCUCAAUCCAUUCCUAUUAGAGGUAAGUCUGUACAACAAUCCUUGGAGUUGUGAAUGUGGCUAUCUGGCUAAUUUGAGGGCAUGGUUAGAGGCUAAUCGAAUAAAGGCAACAAAUGCAAGCAUGGUUCGCUGCCAGCAUAACAGUACCAAAACUAUUGGUCCACCUGUUUUAUCAGAUACUCCUGUCCGGUGUGACCAUUAUGUUGCCACCACUCGCAUUAACAGUCUAAUAAUACAUGACUAUGUUAUGCUACUUCUUAUCACUGCUGCUAUUCUUCUUAUUGUAUUAGCAUCGGCAGUAACUGUUAUUGCAUAUCGACGGCGGUUAAGAUUAUGGGCUGUAAGUCGUUAUGGUAAAAGAUUAUUUGAAAAAUCUACUGCUUAUGUUGAAGAAAGAGAAAAACUUUUUGAUGCCUUUAUAAGCCAUAGUGCCAAAGACUCUACUUGGGUAUGUGGUUUGAUGGCCCCUGAAUUAGAGGCUUCUGGCUAUAGACUAUGCGUAGCUCAAAGAGACUGUACAGCUCCAUCAGCCCCCGUAGCUGGCAGAGCCAUAGCUGAAAGCAUAGCAUGCAGUCGUAGGGUUGUGAUUGUACUGUCACGUGGGCUAGUAGAUGCAGAAUGGUGUCGUUAUGAUUUUAAGAGUGCCCAUGUUGACUCCUUGAAAAAUGUUAAAAAUCGUAACAUCGUAAUAGUAGCUUUAGAAGAUGUACCCAGAUCAGAGCUUGACCCUGAAUUAUCAUCAAUCACUCGCAAUGCAAGCACAACUCUACAGCCACGUGAUCCUAGGUUUUGGGAAAAGUUACGGCGCUCCAUGCCAACCUUGAGGUCUCGUUUAAGAUCAGGCUUGGCCGGUACUAUUGGUGGAAAAGCUGCAAGUAGGCCUCUGGUAGCAGCAGAACACCAGAAUGGUCCAUGGCCUUUCCAAGAAACCAAAACUUCAGGCCAUAAUACAACAAAAUCUCUUACUGUUAAUCCUUACUGGGAAACAGCGGUUGGCACAAAUCCAUCAGAGGUUGCAUGGUCUUCCAGGACAGGCCCAGAUCUUGGAGCACCACCAUGGCUACACAGCCCAACAAAACAGCCUCCGUCCCCUCAUCCAAAAGAUGAGGAAAGGCCUGAUGGGUCUUCACCUGUCGGUUCAGGAGAUGCUCCUGAACAUACAUACAUGAGUGUUAGUGAAUACAAUGAGGUUCAAGCAUCACUCCUUCCCUCAAACAAUUUUACUACUUUACCAGGGCCAAAUCAUAUACCUAAUGGAAAUCUUCCACAAGUGGUCAAUGGAACAGGAGGGAUGAGACACCCCUCUGCACCCUCUUUAUUCAGAAGAGAUGCCCCAGACUACCUCACCCGCAGCUGGAUUUUCCAUCCACCUCCUAAUGAGCAACCUCCUCCUCCAGGUCAAACCUACUUUGUUUAAGAUUUAUUCAAACUCAUGUUAUCACAAUAUUUUUCCCUAUUUGAGGAUUUACUAACGAAGCCUCCUCCUAAUUGAGCUUUUGCUGCAUCUCGUCCAUAUUAUAUAUGAGCAGCCAGUGUAGCCUUAUGCCAUGCAUCAGCCUGUGCCAACCUGUAAUAUAUAUUGGUUCAUCUCCAUCUUUCAGGAUUAUGGUUUCCAAGGUAGCUAUAAUCCGAGUUAUUAGUUGAAGUACUCUGUCCUUAAACCUAUAAUCCCUCAUCACCUUAAUUGAGGGAAUGGCCCACACACAUUCCGCCCAUACCCACAGUCUACCACACCCACAGCUGUUGUUGCUGAUUCCAAAAUUGUCAUCAGUACUCAAGCAGGUGCGGGGAUCUGAUACCUGUGAUGCCAAGCAAGAGGCAACCCGUCAGUGCUUUUGGAAAAGUGGACACAGUGUAUUAAACAUGCGAGAUGUUUUUGUGUGUGUAUAUCAAAGAAAUUCUGUAACUGGAUGGAUACAAUAUUUCUUUAGCUUGAGGCACGAGUAAUAUGCUUUGCAAGAAAUGAUCAAUGUGCAUUUAUCAAUGAAAACAAAUAUUUGCCUCUUAGUUAGCCUCGCUGAAGUGCCACAAUGCCUGACAGUGUUGCCAUGCACAAACUUUGGACUCAAAUUUGAGCAUGGUAGUACCAGCCUAUGCUGGAUAAACAUUAUGCCAGCGAUUUAUAAAUAUAUAAAUAUAUUCAUAUAUACAAAAGUGCCAAGGGACGCGCAGUGCGUAGAUAUAAAAGUUUUGUCGAAUUCAACUUGCAGAACGUGUCCAAGAAUUUUUGUGUAUUGUGGACACAAGCAGCUUGAAUACUCUUCCUAAAUACUGACACAGCCUAGUUGUCAGUGAUGAUGUCUCUUUCAAAAGCCAAAUUAAGUGGUGGCCAAUCUUUGACAAAAUAAAUUGAAAACUGUUGUGCAUAUAUCUAAUAUGUAUCCAAUUGGAUCUUCCAUAUUUUUAGCUACGAUAUUUGUUACUGUUAUUUUUGGAAGAAAGUGGUUGGGCAAGUCAAUAUUUAUAUGGUAAUAUAUAAUCAAAAUACUUAUGUACACUUACUCCAAUUUCAGUUAUGUAUUUAUAAACAUACAUGCAUAAAUACAUUUAUGUGCAAUUUAUAUAUGUGAACGGUUUGUAUGCAUGUGUGCCGCCGAUGUAUGCGUACAUUUAUACGUACAUAUGUAAAUGUUUAUCAUCAGUCUUUUUUAUAAACCAAUUUAUAUAUAUAUAUAUAUAUAUAUAUAUAUAUAUAUAUAUAUAUAUAUAUAUAUAUAUAUAUAGUAUGUUCAUGCAUGUAUGCUUAUAUAAAUUGAAAGCCUCAGAGAUUUUGUUUUCAGACAACGGGAAAAUUGCCCCUAAUAAUGUUUAAAUUAUCCUCUCAAUGCCAUAAAGUCUGCAAUACAAUUCAGUUAUUGACUGCCGAUCAGAACAGGAAAGCUAACUGCCCUUUUUUCCGUUUCGCUAAGUUUGGCCACUCUGGUUAUAUUGUAAGAGAAAAUGUCCCACCAAUGAGCAGGUCAUCUAUUCAUAACCCUAUUACAAAGAUCUAUGCCAGGGUCCUUGUAAAGUCACUCAGCAUCAGGUGCACGGAAACAAUAAACUCUUUGCUGUCAUAUAUAUAUAUAUAUAUAUAUAUAUAUAUAUAUAUAUAUAUAUAUAUAUAUAAGGACGACUGCAUUAAAGAGAUUCUGUUUACUUAUGUUCAUUGAUAAGAAAAAGUGUAUAUAGCCAAUUGGUAUGUGAUAAAAGAAACGAGUUUGUAUUCCUUCUCUGGCCUGUACACAGUCACUUGUAAAAAAGAACAAGAGAGACAAUGUGCAUCUUGAUCUUGAGUAAGCCUCUCACUCUCUCUCUCUUUCUCUCUCACACUCUCUUUCUCUCUCUGUCUCCUCAUCAGACCGGAUAUUUAUUUUUUUGUAUUCAUCCGGGGUGGCCAUCAGUCAUGAGUAGUUAGUGUGUAUAUAUUGUUGAUGUUUGUUAAUGUCUCUUCAUUUGAUGCGCAUUCUGUUUUAUAUUUUUUGUACUUGGACCGUAUUAUUUUUCCGGCCUAGGAUAUAUAGAUAUGAUUUUGUAAAGGUAAAGGUAUAUGAAUAUUUAUUGUAGAAUAUUUUGUAGAUUUAUGCCGUGAUUUGCUUUGAAUUUUUACAGAUAUAACCUGCAAAAUAUUCUGUACUGGAAGAGGUCUGUUAUUUACGCAACAAAGCUGGAAAUUGUUUGCUGUUUUGAAAUGAUUUAUUAACGAAAUUUUGUUAUUUAUCUAAGCUAAAGCAUAUUCUGUUAAGAACUCAUAUUGCAUAUGCUUAUCAGUUGUUUGCCGUUUUUUCUGAUGAAAUAUUUUAUCACAAUGUCAUGUGAAAACCGAACUAUGUGCAUAGUAUUUACGAUUAUACAGGUGCUAUCAUUUAAGCCAAUUAUAUGAAUAGAAUAUUUCACCAAAGUUCCAUGCGUCAUCACACAGUUUUGUAUAUCAUUUCCAAUUUUUAUUAUCAUUAUAAAAACUAAAAGAAUACGUAUAUUUUAUCAUUGUUGUGUACCGAACGUGGAAAAAUACUAAGAUGUGAUGAUGUUUAUUUUCAUUUAUGUACAUUUUUGUACAGUUAAGCUUUCAUGUUCGAAAUUUGUUGAUUUUGAUUCAUCAUGUCUAUAAAAGAAAAAGCAAAUUGCUUUCUUGACAGUAAAGGGAAUUUUGUAAUAAUUGAGAUGUGGAUGUACGAAAAUAUCUUGUUUAUCGAAUUAAAAAUAAUGUCAAGUCCUACAUACACACACACACACACACACACACACACAUAUAUAUGUAUUAUGUAUGGCGUGUAUGUUUGUUUGAAAAUAUAAAACAUGAUUACUUUCUUAAUUAUCGUCUUAUUAAUACAUACACACGCACACACACACA
Molecule: messenger RNA, 8200 nt
Organism: Macrobrachium nipponense
Lineage: Eukaryota; Metazoa; Arthropoda; Malacostraca; Decapoda; Palaemonidae
Product: toll-like receptor Tollo
Exons: 2
Coding region: 1082-5284 (1400 amino acids)
Biological process (GO): signal transduction
Cellular component (GO): extracellular matrix
Molecular function (GO): protein binding
Source: RefSeq, a predicted model, not a curated record